This is a messenger RNA of Macroventuria anomochaeta, 381 nucleotides long. RefSeq lists its product as uncharacterized. The transcript is spliced from 2 exons. Bases 1 to 381 code for a protein of 126 amino acids. NCBI's taxonomy places the organism in Eukaryota, Fungi, Ascomycota, Dothideomycetes, Pleosporales, Didymellaceae. The record is from RefSeq and is a predicted model, not a curated record.
AUGAACCUCACUAGAAAGGAGUACGAAGCGGCCGAGCCUGUUCGACCCUGGUUUUACACGCGUAUUGAGCCGGAGGAUGCUACAAUCUCCUCACUCUCUAUCGGAAAUCUAGAAGCUCAAGACUAUCCCCGUGAAAUCAUUAUUGAGGCCAAAACACCCCGCCCAGACCUCACCGAAGCGUUCAGGAACCCUCUCCUGCUUCGUGGGUCCGGCUUCACUUCCAUGAACGAACAGUUCACGUGGCCAUCCAAAGAGGCAGCCUGCGAUCGCCCUCUCCACGCCAUUCUUAUCAAGACGGCCACUUGCAAAGUGACGGUAGUAGCGAUUCUUAUUGUCGUGGUGUUGUUCUCUAUCAUGGCCGGUUCGGCUGCUGGUUUCUGA